This is a messenger RNA of Nothobranchius furzeri (turquoise killifish), 1227 nucleotides long. It is a transcript of the gene tp53, whose product is annotated as tumor protein p53. The record is from RefSeq and is marked provisional. Lineage: Eukaryota; Metazoa; Chordata; Actinopteri; Cyprinodontiformes; Nothobranchiidae. Gene Ontology annotation, molecular function: RNA polymerase II cis-regulatory region sequence-specific DNA binding; DNA-binding transcription factor activity, RNA polymerase II-specific. Gene Ontology annotation, cellular component: nucleus. Gene Ontology annotation, biological process: apoptotic process; regulation of transcription by RNA polymerase II; protein tetramerization.
UCGCUAAAACGAAAGCAAGUCAUUUCGACGACCGCCAAACGUGUAAUACAUACAGAAGAUAUGGAGGACUCUGCUUUGGACUUGGAGAGGCAUGACUCCUUCCACGACAUGUGGAUGGAUUUAAAAGAUAAUGUUUAUUCCGCUUUGGAGUCACCACCCAUCCCAGUUACUUAUCCUGAUGGGAGUGAUGUUCCAGACGAGGCUUGGGUGGACCAGAGCCAAAUGCCUUUAUUGGACUCGCAGACGUACAAUCAGCUCAUUUCUGAGCUUCCAGUGGACAUGCCUCAGAAAGACUGCAUCCUCCCCACGUCCUCCACUGUUCCUGUCACGACUGACCACCCAGGGGAUUACCAGCUGGAGCUUCGUUUUCAGAAGUCUGGAACCACCAAGUCGGUCACCUCAACCUUUUCCGAGCAGCUAAACAAACUCUUCUGUCGGCUGGCAAAGACUACUCCAGUAGAGGUUUUGGUCAGCAGGGAGCCGCCUCAGAACGCCAUUCUCAGAGCCACAGCGGUUUAUAAGAAGUCUGAGCACGUGGCUGAAGCUGUGAGGAGAUGCCCCCACCAUCAGAACAAGGACUCAUCUGAUAACAAAAGUCAUUUGAUCCGCGUUGAGGGCAGCCAGCUGGCUCAGUACUUUGAGGAUCCUUUUACCAAGAGGCAGAGUGUGACUGUGCCUUAUGAGCCCCCGCAGUUGGGCUCAGAAAUGACGACCAUACUGCUCAGCUUUAUGUGCAACAGCUCCUGCAUGGGGGGCAUGAAUCGCCGUCCUAUCCUCACCAUCCUGACCCUGGAAACCCCCGAGGGUCUCGUUUUGGGGCGGAGGUGCUUCGAAGUUCGUGUCUGUGCGUGUCCGGGCAGAGACCGGAAGACUGAAGAGGAACAGGCGAACAAGAAGGAAAGUGGCUCCAAACAGACCCAAAAAAAAAGGAAUCUGGCUCCCAACACCUCCUCUCUCACAACUCCAGCCAAGAAGAUGAAGUCAUCAUCCAGUGGAGAGGACGAAGACAAAGAGAUGAUACCGCUAUAUAUUCAAGGACGCAAAAAAUGGAACCUGAUGAAACGUAUAAGCGAUGGGUUGGACCUGGUGGAAAAAGAGAAAAAGCAGCUGUUGGUCCAGGAAGUCCUCCCUACAAGCGGAAAGAGGCUUCUGAAGAAGGACCGGAGUGACAGCGAUUAGACCUCGGGACCAGAUUAUGCAACGUCAUGUUUUGUUCUCUGAGGCCGU